Molecule: messenger RNA, 1791 nt
Organism: Acanthoscelides obtectus
Lineage: Eukaryota; Metazoa; Arthropoda; Insecta; Coleoptera; Chrysomelidae
Source: the annotation of a GenBank genome assembly
AGACAAGGCUGGACAAAGACUGACAGCAAAAAAAUAGUGUCACAAAUAUUCUGUAUACUUUUUAUACAUAGUACCAAAGAUGUGCAGUAAGUUGCAAAAUCCAGAUUUCUUAAGGUUGUUUUGCGAGAAAAAUUCUGAUGGGACUCUAAAUUUGCGAUUAAAAGGGAGAGAGCUUUACCAGAGAAUAGGAUGUCGAAUAAACGAAGACAACGUGUUAGCUGUUAUAGACUUCUUGAAAAGCGAGCCACGGAUAGUAAGCUUAGAUUUGUGUUACAAUGAUCUUGGAGACGAUGGUGCUAGACUGCUGGCAGAUCACUACUUUAAUUCUGAGAAUAAUCUGAAAUCCUUGAACUUGAUGCAUUGUGAUAUCACACACAAUGGUUUGAAGUACCUGUCGGAUAGCAAGCACUUGUAUUUGUUAGUUUGUAGGUUGAAUGGGAACAAGCUCGGAGUAGAGGGUGCACGUUUUAUCGCUAACCUUAUCGAUAACUGCCAAAACUUGGAGGUGCUGGACAUAGCUGAAACAGACCAGACACUGGAGAGCAUAGAAUCUAUUGUGAUAUUGAUGGAAACGGAAAAAUUGAAAGUUAUAGACAUCUCAAGGGUCAUACCGAGUUCUUUCUUGACCAAGUAUAAUGAUGUUACGUUGGCAGAUGACCUGUCUGUGAUGCUCAGGAUCAACACUUAUCUGAAGGAGCUCCACAUACAAAAAUGUGAGUUUGACGGGCAUGAUGUGGAGUUGUUAGUAGAAGGCCUUAUGUGCAAUAAAACCUUGGAAAUGUUAAACUUGGGCUGUAACCGAAUGGGAGACAUGGGUGCAGAGCUGUUGGGUUGCUGGCUCAAAACUAGACCGCCUCUGAGAGGGCUGAAUGUUUCAGCUAACAAUAUAAAAAAUAUUGGUGCCAGAAUGACAGGAGGGUUAUCAAAAGAAGGCGAAUUUUCCGACCUGAGGUCGCCUUAUUACCAUGUAUUUUGGAAAAGUGAACAAUCAGCUAUCGUAUUACGAUUGAUGCAGAAAGUGUUUAUAUUGAAAUAAUAACAAACAUGAAUAUAUAGAUGAUAAACAUAGUAUAAGAAGGAAGCCUCCUAUGCAAGAGCGCUUAGUUAUGGAAUGCCUUACUCAAAGCUCCGAUUUUUGGACAUUAGUAACAACAAAAUCGGUAGCGCAGGACUAGAAAAUAUUUUAGAUACAUUAAAAAAAUAUUGUCAGAUGAGAAUAUUAGCUAUAUGGGGUAAUACUGGCAUUGGACAGUCUUCUGUAUGCAAGAGGAUAGAACGACUGUUGCGCGCAGGAGUACUAAAUCAAGAAUACUUCGAUGUGAAAUUAUAUGAAGUGGAUGGAAUGUUGCACGCAGCUUAUUAUCCCGCUGAGCACUUCAAGCAUAACUAUUACAGUGUAUUAGACUACGGAUAUCCACCAGAACUGAAGAUAGUUCGAAAUAAAGUACCUGAUCCGAUAGCCUUACCUAGGGAACUACUAAACUUUACUCACAUUGCUCGGUAUCCCCCAGUCGAUGAUAAACUUUUCUUGAGGGUGAGAAAAGAAAAAAUGUGCCAAGAUGAAAGUGAAGAGGAAAUAGGCAAAGUUGUGUUUGAAAUAGAAGAAGAAUCUUCAACAGAUGAUACGACGCAUGUCAAACUCGAUGAAGAGCUAACCGACUUCACCACUUAUUGCAGCUACUGUACUGGACCCUGCAGCCAACCUAAACAUGAACAAGUGAAUAAGUAGCUGCAUAAACUUGGUGUAACAUGCAAAGAAUAAACACUUGAAAAUUGACAAUAACAGUAACA